AUGGACGUGAGGGGUCACUGGGGUGGACAUUACUGGGUGGUCCCCCAGGACGAGCUGGCGGCUGCCACUCCCCCGGUCCGGCGGCUCCGGGAGCACCUGGCGGCCACGCCCAACCCCGCCCUGCUCUGGUCUAUGUACACCAGCCGUGGCGACCUAGGCCUGGAGCGGAGCGGAGCCGGGAGCCUGCGCUGCCCAGUCCUGCUGGUGGUCGGUGACAACUCCCCCCAUGAGGACGCUGUGGUGGAGUGCAACGCCAAACUGGACCCGACGCAAACGUCCUUCCUGAAGAUGGCCGAUGGUGGAGGGCAGCCUCAGAUCGCCCAGCCCGGCCGGCUGACCGAGGCCAUUAAGUACUUCCUGCAGGGCAUGGGCUACAUGGCCGCCUCCGCCAUGACGCGCCUGUCCCGCUCCCGCACCGGCUCCGUCACCGUUGGGGAGGGGGAGCGCGGCCGCAGCCGGACCCUCAGCCGGGGCAGCACCGGCGGAGGGGCCGUUCCUCCCCCCACCAACCCCUGAGGGACUCCCCCUUUUCCCCGAAAUAUUAACUGGGAAUUCUCCCUGAGCCCUGGAACCCCCUGGGGACGCACCUUGAGGCCUCCAGGCCCCAAGAUCUCCCUGGGACCCCCAGUGGCUCCCACGACACCCUGGGAUGCCCCUGGGACUGCCUCCCCCACCCUCUGGAAACCCCUCCCCAUGCGACCCUCAGGACCCCACCAAAAACUCCGGGCCCCGCUCCCAGAGUCCUUCCGGGACCUCCCACAGCCCUCCCCACCCUCCCCAGGAAAGCCGAGGGACCCUCACAGGGCCCCCGCGGUGGCAAUAAAGGGACAAAGCAGUGACAGUACCGCCUCCGCUGUGUCCGGCACCGGGUCACGGGGGUUCCGCGGCUGCCGAGCCUGGGGAGGGAGUGAGCGGGGUGGUGUCUGUAAAGAGCAGGGAGGGGGGAAAGAGAGUUAAGGGUGUAAAGUGACACGGCUGGGAGCAGGGACACGGCGCUAAAAGGAGCGGCUGCCGUGCAGGCCGGCGGCUGAGAAGAAUGACAGCAGCGGACCCUGAGAGCAGCCCUGGCUCCGCCCACCCGAGCGCCUCGCGCUCCCAUGGGCCGCAGCCUCAAAGCUUCCGCCAAUCCCGGCCCGCCUUGCUCCGCUCUGGCCAAUCACAGCCGCCCUUUGCUGUAAACUAACCAAAUUGCUAAGAAUACAAUUAGUAAGAUUAUCACACUCUCAAUGAUAGAUGUAAUCCAUGAACUCACAUUCCACCCUAACCCUUUGAAGAUUUUGCCUAACCAAUUUAUAGUCAAAUCCUUUUGCUCUUCCUGUUCUCCAUGCUCUAUUUGUUGCAACUGAUUGAGGUCAUAUUCUACAUCUGCAGUCACAUUUGGGAUGUGGACGCAGCAAUGAUCAAUCUAUCCCUUAAAAAACCCACACACUCCAUGUUCUUUCAGGAAUAAUAAAGUUGUAAUUGUACGUUUAGUUCUUUA
Molecule: messenger RNA, 1480 nt
Organism: Parus major (Great Tit)
Lineage: Eukaryota; Metazoa; Chordata; Aves; Passeriformes; Paridae
Product: protein NDRG2-like
Exons: 8
Coding region: 1-516 (171 amino acids)
Biological process (GO): signal transduction
Cellular component (GO): cytoplasm
Source: RefSeq, a predicted model, not a curated record